Helicoverpa zea (corn earworm) is the source of this 3602-nucleotide messenger RNA. RefSeq names its product integrator complex subunit 2 (gene IntS2). Gene Ontology annotation, biological process: snRNA 3'-end processing. NCBI's taxonomy places the organism in Eukaryota, Metazoa, Arthropoda, Insecta, Lepidoptera, Noctuidae. The coding region runs from base 146 to 3520 and encodes 1124 amino acids. Gene Ontology annotation, cellular component: integrator complex. The transcript has 7 exons. The record is from RefSeq and is a predicted model, not a curated record.
AAUAAGGGUAAUGGUCGGUGUUUAUAUAGUUUGGUUCUUUUUAUUUGAAUAUUAUUGAGAUUUUGGUGUUCCUACCGAAUUUAAUUAAUAGAAGUGAAGAAUUAGCUACUUACAAUUGUGAUAUGAGUGUUUUAUCUCAAUAAACAUGGAUAUAACAUUUAUGAAACCUGUACAACCUAACGUCUUCAAGGCGAUCAAAGAUUUGGAUAUUGCAGCACUGAAAAAGUUCACACCGGAGGAAUUACGCCCUAUAAUACCAUGUCUUGUCCGCAUGGCGCUUAUUGCCCCAUUGGACACGACCAGGACUUGUGCCGAAUCGAAGAAAGAUGUGCUUACUAUGCUCUCUGGUAUCGAUUUGGUCAACUUCAUAGUUUCUCUUCUAUCCAUUGAAUUUAAUGCUCUAGAAACUGAUGUGAAGAAAGAGCAGCAAAUGAGAUUGAAAAGUGGAUCACAAUGUACUGAAACAUUUCUGAUACAAAGCGUCACCAAUGGCAUGACUAACGAUUUCGAGCAGUCCGACUCUCCCCGGCGAGUUCGUCUGGUGUUGUCAGAACUGCUGCUGAUGCAGGCACAGUUAGCCGAGUACAAUCAAAACAAGAACACCAAUGCUGAAUGUUGUGUGAAGCCGUCAGAACUCUUUGACAAUGAUGUAUAUCUGGAAGAGGUUACCGAUGUGAUUAACAUCAGCUUGGCAGAGCUACCCAAUCUGCUGAAUGUCUGUGACAUUGUGGAGGUACUACUUUAUGUGAAUAAAGGACCCAUCAUCAUUUCUUGGGUGGUAGCCAACAUGCCAGAUACAUUACAAGAAGUGGCUGAAUCACUAGUAAUGAAUGCAGAUAGAAGUGAAGAAGGUGGCAUCAGAGCUAAAACUCUGACUACAUUGUGUGCAGCUUGUCCGCACCUGGCAGCUGCUGUAAGGGCCAAAGCAGCAUCAGCCUCGAGACUGCCCUCAUUGGUCAUAACACUCACCUUGAAGCACCAUCAGGAUGACCUGGUUUCAUUCAUGUCUGGACUUCUCCUAGGAUCAGAUCAGACUACCAGAGCAUGGUUCGCGACUUUUUUGCGUAACUCACAUAAACGCGGCAAAGGUGAUGGGCAUGCAGCCUUGACAAAACUGCGCCAAGAGUUGCUGAACAGAUUGAAAGAUGCUAGUGCUGGGGUUGAGGCAUCAGCACUAUUGCGAUUGUACUGUGCUCUAAGAGGCAUUGCAGGCAUUAAGUUCCAAGAUGAUGAAGUGGCCGGUCUGCUAAGGCUAGUUACACAAAAGCCACCUCCUACACCUGCUGGAGUCAGAUUUGUAUCACUGAGUCUUUGUAUGAUACUUGCAUGCCCAUCUCUAAUGGCUGCACCUGAACAUGAAAAGAAAGCUAUAGAAUGGGUGCAAUGGCUGGUCAAAGAAGAAGCUUAUUUCGAAAGCACUUCGGGUGUCACCGCGUCCUUUGGCGAAAUGUUACUGUUGAUAGCAAUUCACUUCCAUUCUGGGCAGCUGACUGCGGUGGGUGAACUUGUUUGUGCCACGCUGGGCAUGCGCGUGCCUGUGCGACCGAAUGGCCUCGCCAGAAUAAAACAAGCUUUCACACAAGAAAUAUUUACUGAACAGGUUGUAACAGCCCACGCCGUCAAAGUACCGGUGACAGCAAAUCUCAACAGCAACAUACCAGGCUAUUUACCAGUUCAUUGUAUUCAUCAACUGUUGAAGUCUCGAGCUUUCUCCAAACAUAAAGUCCCAAUCAAAAAUUGGAUAUACAGACAAAUAUGCAACUGCACAGCUCCUCUGCAUCCCGUCAUGCCAGCCUUAGUUGAAGUUUACGUCAAUUCUAUCCUUAUCAUAAACAACAAAGGCACAAAUGAAUAUGUAAACAAACCUAUAAUGGAGGAAGAGAUCAGAAAAGUUUUCAGAAAUUCCAUAUUUGGAGCUAAUUUUGAUGUUCAAAGUAAACCAUUUGCACCAAUGGAAGUUGAUAAUGGAGAAACCUCGAUGGAGAUCAAUAUCGAGAAACCAACUUUGGCAUCACAGUUGCUCCUGAUAUACUACCUACUGCUGUAUGAAGAUGUUAGAUUGUCUAACACAGCUACUCUUAUGGCGAAUGGUCGCAAAGUAAAGAGUUACUCUGCAGCCUUUCUAUCUGAAUUACCCAUCAAAUAUUUACUUCAUCAAGCUCAAAAAGACCAGAUGAGUUAUGGUGGUCUCUUCAGCCCUCUGUUGCGGCUAUUGGCUACUCACUUCCCACAACUGUCUCUAGUAGAUGACUGGAUGGACGAUCAAGUAUUUGGAGAUUCAAAUCGUCAUCAAGUAGACAUAAAUCUUUCAGAAACAGCUAUAGAUGACGCAUUCCGAACUAUCGAAGAAAACCCAUAUAAAACUGGAAAGAUUUUGAAAGCUAUGCUUAAUAAAAAUCCCACAGAUAUAUGGCCGCAUGCUGAAACAUUUGUUAAAUAUUUCAAAAACGUGCUAGGUGAUCAAGUGCCACGGCACAUACAGGAGUUAUAUCACGAAGUCUGGUUACGUCUAAAUACAGUAUUGCCGCGUUGCCUGUGGAUUAUGACUAUCAAUGCGUUACUGGAUAUCAAUGGUGGCGUCAAAAACGUGACCAUAACACAAGAGAAUGUUUUGGUUGAUCCACUACAAGUGCUGCGCUGCGACAUCAGAGUAUUUAGAUGCGGCCCUAUUUUAAAGAUUAUACUGAGAAUAUUAGAGGCCAGUUUAGCAGCUUCAAGAAGCCAACUUAGUCGACAUUUAUUAGACAAGCCGUUGCUCGAGAAAAGUGGACAAUUGACAUCUGAUGCAGAACGAGAAGAAUUAAAGAAUGCUUUAGUAGCGGCACAAGAAAGUGCGGCAUUACAAAUAUUACUCGAAGCAUGCUUGGAGACCGCAGAUGACGAAGCUAAACCUGAAUUGAUGUGGGCUCUUCGGGAAGUUAGAAGUAUCAUUUGUUCCUUCCUUCAUCAAAUAUUUAUAUCUGAACCAUCUUUAGCAAAACUGGUACAUUUUCAAGGGUACCCAAGAGAACUGCUGCCGGUCACAGUUCAAGGAAUACCUUCAAUGCACAUAUGCUUGGACUUUAUACCUGAGCUUCUUAGCCAAGCUUCGCUUGAGAAGCAAAUAUUCGCAGUUGAUCUCGUAUCGCAUUUGUCUAUUCAGUAUGCAUUACCGAAAGCGAUGUCUAUAGCGAGAUUAUGCGUCAAUACUUUAUCGACUCUUUUGUCUGUUCUCCCAAGUGAUCUGCGGUUGGAACUGUUUCAGCCAGUACUGAAGUCUCUAGUGAGGAUCUGUACGGCAUUCCCAUCUCUUUUAGAAGAUAUAACAUCUCUGUUGUUACAACUCGGGAGGAUAUGCGAGUCUCAAGCAUCACUCGGUCACUGCUGGAAUGAUACCAGUAUACUUGGCGAGGGAGCUUACGUUCCCUCAGAGGUACAGCCAGAAUCAAAGGUUUUAGUUGCCGAAGUUUUAUGCAGAGAUAUAAAAGUGACAAUGUCUGAAAUCGUCGAGAAAGCUCUAUUGAAUGAUAAACUCUAUUAAAAAACAUCUUUAUAAGUGACCAAUAUGCAACAUAUUAAUUAAGUUGAACAAUAAGAAAGUACCAAUAAACACUAUAAUUAAG